Messenger RNA from Myodes glareolus (Bank vole), 4020 nucleotides. Lineage: Eukaryota; Metazoa; Chordata; Mammalia; Rodentia; Cricetidae. The record is from RefSeq and is a predicted model, not a curated record.
CACAUUGUAUCCUAUCAGACGAGGCGUGGGUGAUGUCACCUGCGAGUUGGUAACCUACGAGCGGCUGUGAAGGGAACUGUUUAACCGGAUCCCAUUGUACCGGGAACGCAGAGCGGCCUUUUCAGCAUGCAGCAGCUGCUCAGGUGAGGGGACGCUUCGGCUCGCCCGCCCUACUCAUUCAUUAGCGGCAUCGCACCGUGGCUCAGGGUGGGCGUGCUGGUUCCUCGCGCUGUUGGCGGCGCUCCCUCGGGCUGCUUCCCGGAGCUCCCGGGCCAGUAGGAGCUCAAAGGAUUGCAUGGGUGCCAUCAGUGGUCCUUCAUUUCUGUUUGAGACUUGUGACUGGUCUGUUGGCAGAAUGGCUAGGGCAGGCUGAGAGUUUAGAAACAUCAAGAAAUAGAAGAGAACUCAAUCAUGGCACCAAGGAAGAGAGGUGGACGAGGGAUUUCGUUUAUCUUUUGUUGUUUCCGAAACAAUGACCACCCAGAAAUCACAUAUCGGCUUCGGAAUGAUAGCAACUUUGCACUUCAGACCAUGGAGCCUGCGCUGCCCAUGCCCCCUGUGGAGGAACUGGACGUCAUGUUCAGUGAACUUGUGGAUGAACUUGAUCUCACAGACAAACACAGGGAAGCCAUGUUUGCACUUCCAGCGGAGAAAAAGUGGCAGAUCUACUGCAGCAAGAAAAAGGACCAGGAAGAAAACAAGGGAGCAACAAGUUGGCCUGAGUUCUACAUUGAUCAGCUCAAUUCCAUGGCUGCUAGAAAAUCUCUACUGGCUUUAGAGAAGGAAGAAGAGGAGGAGAGGAGCAAAACCAUCGAGAGUCUAAAGACGGCACUGAGGACAAAGCCCAUGAGGUUUGUAACUAGAUUCAUCGAUUUGGAUGGCCUGUCGUGUAUUCUCAACUUUCUGAAGACUAUGGACUAUGAGACCUCUGAGUCUCGGAUACAUACCUCCCUCAUUGGUUGUAUAAAGGCACUAAUGAACAACUCUCAAGGCCGGGCCCACGUCCUGGCUCAUUCUGAGAGUAUUAAUGUAAUUGCUCAGAGUCUGAGCACAGAGAACAUUAAAACAAAGGUGGCCGUACUGGAAAUCCUGGGCGCCGUGUGCCUGGUUCCUGGGGGUCACAAGAAAGUUCUGCAGGCUAUGCUGCACUAUCAGAAGUAUGCCAGUGAGAGAACCCGCUUCCAGACGUUAAUUAAUGAUUUGGACAAAAGCACUGGGCGUUAUCGGGAUGAAGUGAGUCUGAAGACUGCCAUCAUGUCCUUCAUCAAUGCAGUGCUAAGCCAAGGAGCUGGAGUGGAGAGUUUGGACUUUAGACUCCAUCUUCGCUAUGAAUUUCUGAUGUUAGGAAUUCAGCCUGUUAUAGAUAAAUUAAGGGAACAUGAGAAUUCAACGUUAGAUAGGCAUUUAGACUUUUUUGAAAUGCUCCGAAAUGAAGAUGAACUAGAAUUUGCCAAAAGAUUUGAACUGGUUCACAUAGACACAAAAAGUGCAACUCAGAUGUUUGAGCUGACCAGGAAGCGGCUGACUCACAGCGAAGCCUACCCUCACUUCAUGUCCAUCCUGCACCAUUGCCUCCAGAUGCCUUACAAGAGGAGUGGUAACACAGUUCAGUACUGGCUGCUGCUAGACAGAAUCAUACAGCAAAUAGUUAUCCAGAAUGACAAAGGACAGGACCCCGACUCCACACCUUUGGAAAACUUUAACAUUAAGAACGUCGUCAGAAUGUUGGUUAAUGAAAAUGAAGUUAAGCAAUGGAAAGAACAGGCAGAGAAAAUGAGAAAAGAGCACAAUGAGCUGCAACAGAAGCUGGAGAAGAAAGAGAGAGAAUGUGACGCGAAGACCCAAGAGAAGGAAGAAAUGAUGCAGACCUUGAAUAAGAUGAAAGAGAAGCUUGAGAAGGAGACGACCGAGCACAAGCAAGUCAAGCAGCAGGUGGCGGAUCUCACCGCGCAGCUCCACGAGCUCAACAGGAGAGCUGUCUGUGCUUCAGUCCCAGGAGGACCCUCACCUGGAGCCCCAGGGGGACCCUUUCCUUCCUCUGGCCUGGGAUCUCUUCUCCCUCCCCCACCACCCCCACUCCUUCCUGGUGGAGCACUUCCUCCCCCACCACCUCCCCUCCCUCCUGGGGGUCCUCCCCCUCCCCCAGGGCCACCUCCCUUAGGGGGAAUCCUGCCACCUCCUGGUGCUCCUAUAAGCCUGACACUCAAGAAGAAAAACAUUCCCCAGCCCACCAAUGCGCUGAAGUCCUUCAACUGGUCAAAGCUGCCUGAGAACAAAUUGGAAGGAACAGUAUGGACCGAAAUCGAUGAUACCAAAGUCUUCAAAAUUCUAGACCUUGAAGACCUAGAAAGAACUUUCUCUGCCUACCAAAGACAGCAGGAGUUCUUUGUGAACAGUAACUCCAAGCAGAAAGAAACAGAUGCCAUUGAUGACACACUGAGUUCCAAAUUUAAAGUCAAAGAACUGUCAGUGAUUGAUGGUCGGAGAGCUCAGAAUUGCAACAUCCUUCUGUCGAGGUUGAAGUUAUCCAAUGAUGAAAUCAAGCGGGCAAUUCUAACAAUGGAUGAACAGGAGGAUCUGCCCAAGGACAUGUUAGAACAGCUUUUGAAAUUCGUUCCUGAGAAAAGUGACAUUGACCUUCUAGAGGAGCACAAACAUGAGCUGGACAGGAUGGCCAAGGCUGACCGCUUCCUGUUUGAGAUGAGCAGGAUUAAUCAUUACCAGCAAAGACUGCAGUCAUUGUACUUCAAAAAGAAGUUUGCGGAGCGUGUGGCAGAAGUAAAGCCCAAAGUGGAAGCCAUUCGUUCUGGCUCCGAGGAGGUAUUCAGGAGCAGCGCCCUCAAGCAGCUCCUAGAGGUGGUUUUGGCUUUUGGGAAUUACAUGAAUAAAGGACAAAGAGGCAAUGCAUAUGGAUUCAAGAUCUCCAGCCUCAACAAGAUUGCAGACACGAAAUCCAGUAUUGACAAGAACAUUACCCUUUUACACUAUCUAAUAACUAUUGUGGAGAAUAAGUACCCCAAGGUCCUCAAUUUACACGAAGAAUUGCGGGAUAUUCCUCAAGCAGCGAAAGUCAACAUGACUGAGCUGGACAAAGAGAUAGGCACCCUGAGAAGCGGCCUGAAAGCUGUAGAGAUGGAGCUGGAAUAUCAGAAGUCUCAGCCUCCCCAGCCUGGAGACAAGUUCGUGUCUGUUGUCAGCCAGUUCAUCACUUUGGCUAGCUUCAGCUUCUCAGAUGUUGAAGAUCUGCUGGCAGAAGCUAAGGAGCUGUUCACUAAAGCGGUGAAGCACUUUGGGGAAGAGGCUGGCAAAAUCCAGCCAGAUGAGUUCUUUGGGAUUUUCGACCAGUUUCUUCAAGCCGUGGCAGAAGCGAAACAGGAGAACGAGAACAUGAGGAAAAGGAAAGAGGAGGAAGAGAGGCGGGCUCGCAUGGAAGCUCAGCUCAAAGAGCAGCGGGAACGGGAACGUAAGAUGAGAAAGGCCAAGGAGAACAGUGAAGAAAGUGGAGAAUUUGAUGACCUGGUCUCAGCUUUACGCUCGGGAGAAGUGUUUGACAAAGACCUUUCCAAACUCAAACGGAACCGCAAACGCAUUUCCAACCAGGUGACGGACGGUAGCCGGGAGCGACCAAUCACAAAACUGAAUUUUUAAUUUUCUUGCAUCCUUUUCUAGAAAGUGCAGUAGCAGCCCUUUGGCAUAACUAGAACUUUACACUGCCUUGAAAUUCAGACAGUGGCAAUUUCUUCUCUCACCUGUGAGUGAAGUGUGAAUGUGUGUGUGUAAAUGUAUGUGUAUAUAUGUGAAAAUGUAUAUAGAAGUCUGCGUGUUGUCCAGGGACCUCUGUGUAUGCUUAAAAAGUUUAUGUUAAUGUGUGUGCUCAGAAACUCUCUGUGUAUGCAUUCAUGAGUGGGGCUCAUUUUCUUUCCCUGAACACCGUGGCUGUUCAGAAGCACAAUACUCUCUCCUGAAGCAGAUAACAGACAUUCCUUGACAUUAAAAAAGAAAAAAAAGAAAAAAAAAAAA